This is a messenger RNA of Condylostylus longicornis, 530 nucleotides long. RefSeq lists its product as uncharacterized. The record is from RefSeq and is a predicted model, not a curated record. NCBI's taxonomy places the organism in Eukaryota, Metazoa, Arthropoda, Insecta, Diptera, Dolichopodidae. The transcript has 2 exons. The coding region runs from base 1 to 150 and encodes 49 amino acids.
AUGGCGUGGCUAGUAUUAUAUCCAGCUGUUGCUGCUUUGGCUAUGGUAGUUUUAGUUGUAAUUAUUGUCAUUCUUCGGUUUGGUCCCAGACUAUGUGGGCUAAGGCAUCACGCUCUUCCAGAAAGGACUCACUGGGAUGAUCACAUAUAAACUUAACCGAUUUACUAAUCUCUAAUAACAAUCGAAUAAGAAAACGGAUUUUUAAAUGGUUCAUAAUUUGAAUGAAUAUCUACAAAUUUACGAGAGGUUAAUUACAUUUUAAUGAAGUUUUUGCUUCCCAAUCUGGAUCUGUCAUUUUUUCAAGCGAAUUCAGUGUAAAACGACUUUUACAACUUUAUAUUUAAUUUACAAAUUUAAAAUUGUAUUCUAUAAGUAAGAUAUAAAGUAAAAUAUAUUUCCGUCCAUUUUAUAGAAAUAUUUUUGAUUUUUAUCUAGUAUAUUUUGACAAAGUAAUAAGUAAAUAUAUAUUACAAAAUGAACAAUUGUAUUUCAAAUUUUAUAUGUAUACUUUUUUAAAUAAAGUUUUUUUA